UGUGCAAUUAAAUAGGGUUAUAUUGUAUUAAAUUUAUCUUUCACCCUCCGUAUAUAUGUGCCAGUAAAUUGCAUUCGAAAUUACUGAAUCGUCAAAAUAUUUUAAUAAUGGAUGCGGCUGGGUAUAUUUAUCAAACUAUACAUUUAUUUACGGUCCACAAGUUUGAAAUCAAAUCAAACAAAACGAAACCGUCUUAAUUGUUUUAUAUUAAAAUAAAAUUUUCGAUAUAUUUAGUUAUGUGCAAAACAUUCGACAAGAUUUUGUAGCAGGUGCAGGAUAAGUUCAUUCCACUGAUGUUCGAUAGGAUGUAAGUCCGGACAUAUCAAAUAUAUGUUUUGAUAAUGAUGAUAUCACUGUAUCUCGAGGUGCAUUCCUAAACGGUUUUUUAGAAAACCUAUUACACGAGAAAAAAUCUAGUAGCUAGUUAUUUAAUUUAGUAUUUGUCUAUUAGCUGUUUAAAUUUAUUCAUUUUCUUUAUAUUAAAAUGCUUUUUUAUAGUAUUUCUUUUAUUUAUAUUGAUUUUAAUUUUUUCACGAAACUUCCACGUGAUACAUUUUUUUCCGGAAGUAACCUAACAUAUUAUAUUAUUGGCAACAUUGUAAUUACGCAAGUAAGAAUCUAACCAGUCUAUCGUUGGUCACAUAAAUAGUAAUAAAAUGAUAGAUAAACAUACGAUGGCAAAAUUGAUUAAAACGUUCUAAUUAUUUCUAAAAUGAUUUUAAAAUCGGAGUUUUCAUUUGUUCUACUGUUUUUCACGUUUAUUUCUAAAUAUGUCAGUACUUAUCAAAUACAACAUAAAACCAAACCGUCACCAACCCCUUACCAUGAUUGGGAUUAUUUGAUGUUCUCUCAACGAUGGGCUAUAACAUCGUGUGCCGAAUGGCAAGCAGCCAAACCAGACAAUACUUGUACCAUGCCGUCAAAUAAAGACCAAUGGGAGGUCCACGGAAUAUGGCCUACGAAAAUAGGGACAGAAGGUCCUUUAUUUUGCCCUUCUGCUAUACACUUCGACCCCGAUCUACUAGAUCCUCUUUUAGAUGAUCUCAAGGAACAUUGGACUAAUAUAGAAGGGAAUACAAAACCUUAUUCGUUUUGGAAACACGAAUGGGACAAACACGGGACUUGUUCCGUGACAUUACCACUGCUGGAUAGUAUUCCGAAUUUUUUUAUGAAAGGUUUGGAAUGGAACAAAUUAUAUAAUCUUACCAAUAUGUUAGCACAAAGUAACAUCGUUCCAAGUAGUAACGGUUAUUCUGUAGAAGAAGUAGCCGGUGCAAUUAAAUCAAUUACAAAGUACGACCCGAUGAUCCAGUGUGUUGUAGAUCCGCAUACUAAGUUAUCCAUGAUAAGCGAAAUUAGGAUAUGUCUUAAUAAAUCAUUUGAACUAAUAGAUUGUGAUCCGACGAAUCCUGUUAAUAAUAAAUUGAAAUCGGUGAUAACGAAUUGUGGUGAAAAGAAACCCGUUAUGUAUUUAGCUGCGGUUCCUAAUAAAUUAGUAUCCUACCAGAUGGAUUAUAUUGAUGAAUAUACGGAGGAGGAGAUGAUUAGAACGUCAUUCUACAUGGAAUUUUAUGAAUUAUUGAAAUUUCUUAUUUGGAUUACUAUUUAAAUUAUUUUUUGUAUAGGGUGAGUAGUUAUAAAUUAUUUUUUUUUCUACAGAAAUACGACUAAAAGGUUUUUUAUUCGAAAUCACUUUAAAGCCGAUUGAAAUUAGGUUGAAUAAAUGCAAAGGUUUUUAUAAUAAUAAUUUAAGGGUAUUACAGGGUUGUAAGGUUGUAGAUAAUUCUUAGAAAAUUAUUUUUUUUGUCUAAUUUUUCAUUUAUUUUAUACUAUAAGUAAAUUUUGUUGUUCUAGUAAAGAACAAUGGUUUAAUUCUUCAUUAGGAAACAUUUGUACUCAUUAUUUAAUAUAUAUUUUAUCAAAGUUUUAACAAAAAAUGACAUUUUUUCAUUAUAGUUUAGACGUUUUCUCAAAAUUACUGCUUCUAACUCUACAUUAUUUAUUUUUUAUAGUUUCGGUCAAGUUUUUAAUUGGAUAAAUCUAAAAAAAAAACAAUUUUUUGGCCCAAUUUUUCAAUUAUUUCACCCAGAAAACCAGUUUGUUGUUGUAUUGAAGAACUAGAUAUCGUUAAAUAAUUUCUUAUUGAUAUAUUUAACUUCUGGUGUUCGAAAGGAUGUAAGCAUCGAGAACAUCAAGAGAAAUGUACAUUAGUUCACUAAAAUUUUUGAAAAAUUAGUUUAUCUGCACAUUAGGGCACAUUUAUACCAAUUAUUAAGUUCAAAAUAUCAUUUUUAUAAAAAUGACAUUCUAUUUUCAAAUGUUUUAUCAAAAAACACAACUUCUAAUCCCAUAUAGAUUAUUUUCUUAUGUUUCACUAAUUUUUGUUCUAUUAAUAUUUUCAGAAAAUCUUAGAAUUGUAUCAGAACUAAUUGUUAUAAUAUUUUUUAAUAAAUAAGCCAUAAUAAUUCCAUCCUUAUUAAUUGGAAGCUAUUUAAACAUAAAAAAACUUUAUAUUAAGUAGAAAAAUACUUAGAAACAAGCUUAAAAUCAUUCUGUUCUAUUUCUGUAUCCUACUUAACACACUAUUUACUACAACUACACUGUCUAGUCCUUCAAGGAUUCCAUAAACAUCUAGUCCAGUUAAUUAGUGUUAGUGUAGUGUACAGUAUGUCACAGUUCCAUAAAUUCCAACUUCGUAACAUUAAAUUUGUACAGAAAACUUCCAGCAUACUUUUAUAUUUGUAUAUUUAUCCCAUAACAUUGCUAAUGAUACGUUGUAAUUUUUUUUUAUUUAUAAUAAAUGGUAUAUAGUAAAAGUUAUAAU
Diorhabda sublineata is the source of this 2824-nucleotide messenger RNA. Its product is annotated as ribonuclease Oy. Lineage: Eukaryota; Metazoa; Arthropoda; Insecta; Coleoptera; Chrysomelidae. Gene Ontology annotation, molecular function: ribonuclease T2 activity; RNA binding. Gene Ontology annotation, biological process: RNA catabolic process. Gene Ontology annotation, cellular component: extracellular region. The transcript has 3 exons. The coding region runs from base 713 to 1609 and encodes 298 amino acids. The record is from RefSeq and is a predicted model, not a curated record.